UAACACAAACGCUAAAUCAAACGACACACCCACGUAUUUCCGACCUACUCGGGCUGCUUGGAUGCUACCCCAAUUCCCGAGUCGGAAUCUCGAGUUCAAGGGCCGUUCUAUUGCACUUUUCCGACUCGGAGGUCGGGUCUUUCCGAAUUCCGAGCGCAAACGAACACAGCAUUAAGCCCCGCCCCCCCUUCCUUUUAGUGGGAUUCCCCGACGACAACGUGCUUCGCUUCACCCCAAAAUAUUGUGACUAUUUCGGAUUCAGCUCGGUUCCUCGACGCCCACCAGUGACUCACCUGCUCAGACAGCGGUGCAAGAUAGCUCUUCCUAGUUUUCCCUCAGCCGGGAAAGGAGGGGAAAUAAUGAUGGAAGGACACGAUCUGAACAGUCUGACUCUGAGCCAGGACCUGCCCCUGAGCCAGGAUUCAUUUAGACAGCUGUGGGAUAAUGUUGUUACAUCCACCAUCAACAUUUCAUCGGUGGUUGAUGUGCCUCAAGAAACCUGGAGGGCAAAUGAACCGAUUGACAUGCUGCAGGCGCUGACUGAGGAGUUCGAUGAGAAUCUGUUUGAGCUGGCCCCAGAGACGUCUCGGGAUGUUGUCACUCCCCCUUCCUCCACUGUCCCAGUUACAACUGACUAUCCAGGGGAAUAUGGCUUCCAGCUCCGCUUUCAAAAGUCUGGCACAGCAAAGUCGGUCACCUCCACGUAUUCAGAGCUUCUCAACAAGCUGUAUUGCCAGCUGGCAAAGACGAGCCCGAUUGAAGUGUUAAUGGACAAAGAGCCUCCUCAGGGUGCUGUCAUCAGGGCCACAGCGGUCUACAAGAAGACUGAACACGUGGCCGAAGUGGUCCGCAGAUGCCCCCAUCAUCAGAAUGAGGAUUCUGCAGAACAUAAAAGCCAUCUGAUCAGAGUGGAGGGCAGCCAGAGAGCUCAGUAUUACGAAGAUCCCAACACUAACAGGCAGAGUGUGACGGUCCCCUAUGAGCCCCCACAGUUGGGCUCGGUGAUAACAACCAUCCUGCUGAGCUACAUGUGCAACAGUUCCUGCAUGGGGGGCAUGAACCGCAGACCCAUCCUCACCAUCCUGACCCUGGAGACUUCAGAGGGAACUGUUCUGGGUCGGAGGUGCUUUGAGGUGCGAGUCUGCGCAUGUCCAGGCAGAGACCGCAAGACUGAGGAGGAGAACAGCACCAAGGCGCAGAACGGCACCAAGCAAACUAAGAAACGCAAGAGCGUCCCGGCUCUGGCUCCAAAUCCAGACAUGACUUCUGUAAAGAAGUCCAAGUCAACUUCCAGCGCAGAGGAGGAGGACAAAGAAACGUUUGUUCUUCAUAUCCGUGGCCGUGAGCGUUAUGAAAUGCUGAAGAAGAUAAACGACGGUCUGGAGUUGCUGGACAAAGAGAAAAGUAAGACCAAGGUGUCUGUGAAGCAGGAGUUUGCUGUGCCUUCCAGCGGGAAGAGGCUCCUGCAGAGAGGAGAGCGGAGUGAUAGCGAGUAAGACCACCACGGCUGCCUACACAACAACUUCUCCCUCCAAACCAGUGGGCCUUUCUCCGCCUUUUUACUCGUCAUUAGAACCCCAAAACCACCUCAACUUGAUCCAAUAACUGUACUGCCCGACCGUUUACUGUACCCAAUGAAUUGUACAGUGUUUUGCUGUUUUUAAAGUAUGCAAAUGGGUAAUAAAGGUUACGUAGAUUACGCGGCGAGAAGCAGCUCGUACUGUAAACAGUUCUGCCUCGCCCUCUAUUCUCUCAGUUCACAACCAGGUCCUCUGAAAGGGCUCCAGGUCCUAAACUUUGUAUCAAACAGGUUAAAAUUAGGAGGAGCUGCAUGAAAUCAGUGUUAAUCUUGGCAGGGAUGUUGAUUUGAGUUUUAAUUGUGCCAUUUUUGUUUAAUUCAUGUUGUCAUGUAAAAUUAGUUUAAUAACUUGAUGACAGCUGAAGAGAUCGUUCCUUGGUUUUUCAUCCAUAUUUGUUUUUUUUUUAAGCUUUUUUUGUUAAAUCAUGUUCAUAAUGUUGAAAAAGAACUCGAGAAGCAGCUUGGACAAAUUGUACACAAUUACAGCAGUAUGUUAUUGCAAAGAAUCAUAAUAUUAACAAGUCACUGCCACGCUUGAAAAAAAAAAAACUUGAAUGGGUGUUUAUUUCCAUUAGUGUUGCUGUAUUAUAAGCCCAUGUAACUUCAAAACGUUUUACCCGUUCAGACUCUUCUUUCGGUGUCUAUGUGAGGAAAGUCAGUCGGCCCGAAUGUUUCAGCUCAGCUCUGAUGAGAUGUCCAAUGAAAGCAGACAUAAAAAUGAAAGUUAGAGUCACAGGAUCAAAUGUAAGGCCAGAAUAAAGAAUGCAUGUCAUUUUCUCAGCGGGGCUUUAUCUUUUUUUUUCAUCCGUUUUAGUUGUUUUUUUUCCAUCACGAAUAGCUGUAAAUACAUUUUAGCUCCGUUUAUCUCUACAUCUAUCGGUCGACAUCAUCGCCUCUUUAAAUGGUGUUGAUUCUGCUCGCAGGGAACAUGUACUUUCAUGAUUUUUUUUAUAAAAAAUGACCAGUAGGUUUAUUAGAUGAGGGGCUGGCUGGAUCACCCCAAAAGCUAAACACCUUUUAGUAUUUGUAAAACAAAAUAGGAACGAGGAAUUUUAACACAAGUACAGUCAAAUUGUCACCUGGAAACAGACGAAUGUCAGCUUAUUGCAAUCCGUUUGACACGGCCUCUGUUUUAGCCCUAACUCAUCACUGGAGACCAACUUAUCCACUUGAAUGUCACCAUGUUUUGGUUCCUGAGUCCUUCCUCUGUCGCUCAUUGGAUCAAAUGCUUUGUAACCGAGGAAACCUCUGUCUUGUGUCGUGUGAUUGGACGAAGUAGAAAGUCUGAAAAUUGUACAAUUUAGACAAAAACUACAAAAGAAUACGGGAAUUAUCCAUCGGAAGUCACGUAAGAUAUCAAAUUACUGCCGAUCUAAACUGAUAAAAUGUGAUUUUAUGUUUGAAUUAGCAGCCACAGACCAACCAUGCCACCAUAAGCAGCACUUCACUUUGAUGUGACCAAUCACUGUCAAUUUAACCACUUUUGUUUUUACACUGCCACGAAAUUAUACUUAAAGGCAUUUCUUUGUUUUAUUUCUGUCUCUUUAUAGAUUAUUUUGGGAACUUAGUUUUGUAUAAGAGGUUUAUCUUUCUAUAUUUUUCAUUGUCGUUAUUUUUUCAUGGCUUUUUUUGUACUAAUUUGCAUUUUUGUUAUUCAAAGCUUAAAGCCAAAAUAAAUGUGGAACAAAAAAUA
Centropristis striata (black sea bass) is the source of this 3272-nucleotide messenger RNA. RefSeq names its product tumor protein p53 (gene tp53). Lineage: Eukaryota; Metazoa; Chordata; Actinopteri; Perciformes; Serranidae. Gene Ontology annotation, biological process: apoptotic process; regulation of transcription by RNA polymerase II; protein tetramerization. The record is from RefSeq and is a predicted model, not a curated record. Gene Ontology annotation, molecular function: DNA-binding transcription factor activity, RNA polymerase II-specific; protein binding; RNA polymerase II cis-regulatory region sequence-specific DNA binding. The transcript is spliced from 11 exons. Gene Ontology annotation, cellular component: nucleus. Bases 360 to 1496 code for a protein of 378 amino acids.